UUUUUUUUUUUAAGAUUAUUGAAAUUCGAGAGAAAAAGUUCGACUCUUUCCGUGUUUGUCAUUUUGUCUGCGUCUGGUGCUUUUUGAUGAAUUUAAGACAUUUUCUACACGCUAAAUUGUCAAUUGCCUCUCUCUCUCUCUCUCUCUCUCUCUCUGUGUCCUUGAUAUACUCUAUAUUGAUUUCUGAAGCUUUCGUAUUGAGAUUCUACAUGGGAUUUUGUAUCUGUCCUCAAAAUAGAGGACAAAAGCUGUCACAUGUAGAUAGCAUUUCAUUUACUGCUAGGAAAAUCCAAAAUUUCUGCUAUAAAAUUGGUUUCACUCGAUUUUUGUUCCUAAAAUCUGCAAAAUAGUCAAAACCAAAAGACUAGUAUAUUCAUCAACUCUGGGUAUUAGUGGAAAUCAUGGGGAUGGACAAUGAUCUUCAGUUGCACGUGGUCCUCCAGGACCUCCAUGUCUGUUCCCACAACCCAAAAUUUUUAAAUCAGUUAAACCUCAAAUUUGCAUAUUUAAUGAGGAUAAUUAGAUGGAUAUACAAACAAAAUGCUCAAUAAUUUAGGAUUAUUUUAUUGAUGGAUUAACAAAACAAAAGUCUAAGGUACUCUAUGGAGCGUGUGCUGCCGCGUAAUUUCGUGGGUUAUGACUUUUGAUCCCGAAAAUUAUGUUAAUUUGUUCACAACAACUUUAGAAUUUGGCUUAUGGGCCAGAGACAGUUAUUAGUGAUAACUUCUGACAGUUAUUAGUGUAAGAUCAGAUGCUAUCAGUAUAUAGAGGAUCCUAAAAUAUACUCCUAGUAAUAGCCAAGAAGAAAUUUGGAGAGAGAGAGAGUACAUUUAGUGGGUUUCACUUUCAUUCAAUUCCCUGUCAUGAAAAGGAGUUGUGGGUAGCAAGAAGAAGAAACAGGUUUGACAGGGUGUGAGUGAGCAUACGUAACCAAUGCAUAUCCAGCCCAGCCGACCAUGGCAUUCCCGUGAGAGGGACUAAAAAGGAAGCCAGAGAUAAAGGCAAAAGGGUCCCUCUUAUCCUACGCACAUUUCUCUAUACCCAGAGCACAUUUCACUUUCUCUAUUCUCCCCAGUGUCUAAAGGGAAGCCAACCCUUCUUUUGUUCUGGUUAUUUCAGGGACACUGUCCUUGUAACUUGUUGAUGACAUUCAGUGAUGAUAGAUUUUGCUCAUUGGAUCCUUAGAUGUUUCCCAACUCCGUUCUCUCUUGUUUAUCGUUGCCUGAAUCUGAUGUGGGGAGAUUUGGGCUUUUAUUAAUGAAAGAAGAGUAUCCAUUUCCACUGAUUUGUAGAGAAAAAAGGAUCGUCUUCUUUUUGAACAAUUGGUUUCAUACCACUAGCUGUGGGAGUUUUUCAUGAAAGCCUGUCAAAUGUGUUGUCUAAUUAUAUGAAGCGAGGAAUCAAUGUGGUCUGAUGUUGUGAGUGUGGAUGGAUGUACAUGAAUCGAAGGCUUCAUUAAAGAAGCACUCUGCAGUGGAGGCCUCAAGACCACCAUUGGUUCCAGCUGAAAAGAACAAUGGAACAACCCACAGGUCUCGAACUAAGGAAGUUAGCUCUAGAUAUAGAUCACCUACUCCAUCUAGGCGUUGCCCGUCACCUAAUAUCACAAGAACAUCCACUCCAUCUUCCCAAUCGGUACCAAAGAGAGCUGUAUCAGCUGAAAGGAAGAGACCCUCUACACCACCAUCACCCCCAAGGCCAUCCACACCAGCUCGUGAUACAGCAACCGAGAUGCUGUUGGCAUCAAGAAAGGUAAUGGGUAACAAUCGGUUGCCAGAGGGUUUAUGGCCAUCCACAAUGCGGAGUCUCAGUGUUUCUUUCCAGUCUGAUACUUUUUCACUGCCCAUUACCAAGAAAGAGAAGCCGGCUCCUCAUGCCAUUUCUGAUCGUGCUUUGACUCCAUCGCCAAAUGUGUCACAAAAACAGGCCGAAACGCGGCCUAUUUCAAGAAAGUCCACCCCGGAUAGAAAGAGGAGUCCGCUUAAAGGAAAGAAUGCCACUGAUGAGUCUGAGAAUUCAAAACCAGUUGAUGGGUCACAUGGUCGACUAGUAGAUCAGCAUCGAUGGCCUAGCAGAGCAGGUGGGAAGGUAUCUUCCAAUGCUUUAGCUAGAAGUAUGGAUCUCAACCACAAGACGGCUAAACCGUCGCCAUUUCCAAAUGUGGGUAUGGGGACAUCUUCUUUUAGGAGAAUGUCUUUUCCUGAUGGUACGAGUAAGCCCUUACAAAAAUCAGUCAGUGAAGCAGUGAGGCUGAACAUGGAACUUGAUAUGCAUUCAGUGUAUGAUAAAUUGCGGGAAUCUGGAUUACAAAAUCCUGUUUCUUCUCGUCCAUUAGAAAGGAUGGGAUUGGUUACUCCUGUUCUUAGAUCUCAGUCUUUGCCUACCCCUGGAUUACGGCCUCCAUCUCCAAAUAAGGCAUCAGUGCUUUCAUCCUCUAUUUCUAGAGGUGUCAGUCCAUCCCGAACAAGGGCUUUGAAUCCCACUGCUAGAGGUAUCAGUCCAUCUCAGACAAGGCCAUCUAGUCCCUCAAGGCAAUCUAACAGUUCUACUUCUGUCCUCAGUUUUAUUGCCGAUAUUAGAAAAGGAAAGAAGGGUGCAAACCACAUAGAAGAUGCUCAUCUUCUGCGGUUACUACACAAUAGGCAUUUGCAAUGGCGAUAUGCCAAUGCUCAAGCAGAUGCUUCUUUAUAUGAUCAGAAAGUAACGGCAGAGAAAACAUUGUACAAUGUGUGGAGAACUACGUCAGAGUUGUGGGAUUCAGUAUCUAAGAAGAGGAUGGUCAUCCAGGAGCUGAGGCUGACACUGAAGCUGCAUUUAGUUUUGAAUGAACAAAUGGCCUACCUAGAGGACUGGGUUUCAAUUGAAAGAGAUCAUACUAGUUCUUUAGCUCGGGCAAUUGGGGACCUUCAGUCAAGCACUCUUCGUCUUCCAGUUUGCGGAGGAGCAAGGGCAGAUGUUGAAACUGUGAAAGCAGCUGUAUCCUCUGCCGUUGAUGUGAUGCAAGCUAUGGGAUCCUCUAUUUGUUCUAUACUCCCAAGGGCGGAGGGUAUGAACUGUCUAGUGUCUGAACUGGCUGAUGUGGCAGCACAGGAGAGAGCCAUGCUCGAUGAAUGUGAGUCUCUAUUGGCAUCAACAAAAGCUAUGCAGGUGGAGGAAUACAGCCUUAGGACCCAUCUCAUACAGCUGAAACAAACUUCAAAGAAUGUUCAACGGCUGACGAACGGCAACCGGCACACCUACGUGACUGCCCAUAUGCUAACCUAACAACCUUUUGCGUUUUCCUCCCAAGAAAUGACAAGCAACGCUGUCACCUUCGGUAUGAGCAAGUGUGUAUAUUGGUUUUUAACCUUCCGCAAUUCUGUUGGGAGUAUGUAUUUCCCCACGAUUCAAGUUUUCCUUCUUUGUUUAGCGAGUAGGUGUUUGGCUCCAUUCCUUUCUACAUUUAGUUUUUAUCAUCACUCGACUGAAAAGAAAAAUGCAUAGCAAAGUUCAGUAUAGAAGUGAUGGUUUUAACAUCUGUGGAUGCACGAGGAAGUGGGUUGGAAGAUGUUUUAGCGUGCGGAUGCGCUGCAAAGAUUUGAAGCACCUUGAUACGAUUCCGUUUGGCCCAAUUUCGAACAGCUUUCUCAGUGGGUUUUGACUUUUGAGUGACUACUGAAUCAAUUGAGAUGAUUUUGAAGAAUGUUUGACAGCAAUAAGGCCAAGUAGGUUUCUGGAAAAUGUCUUUUGGCUAGGCUCCGUUUGUUUAGAAGUAAAUUUUUUUACAAUGUAAAAUGUUUUCUGUUUUUA
Molecule: messenger RNA, 3789 nt
Organism: Rhododendron vialii
Lineage: Eukaryota; Viridiplantae; Streptophyta; Magnoliopsida; Ericales; Ericaceae
Product: AUGMIN subunit 8
Exons: 7
Coding region: 1429-3264 (611 amino acids)
Biological process (GO): spindle assembly; centrosome cycle
Cellular component (GO): centrosome; nuclear microtubule; cytoplasm
Molecular function (GO): microtubule binding
Source: RefSeq, a predicted model, not a curated record